This is a messenger RNA of Melospiza georgiana, 1796 nucleotides long. It is a transcript of the gene PLTP, whose product is annotated as phospholipid transfer protein. Gene Ontology annotation, biological process: ceramide transport; phospholipid transport; high-density lipoprotein particle remodeling. The record is from RefSeq and is a predicted model, not a curated record. Gene Ontology annotation, molecular function: phosphatidic acid binding; phosphatidylcholine intramembrane carrier activity; phosphatidylcholine binding. NCBI's taxonomy places the organism in Eukaryota, Metazoa, Chordata, Aves, Passeriformes, Passerellidae.
UCAGCCAGCUCAAAAGAAAGUCUUGGAGCUGGUGGUGUUCUCCCUCCCUCCUGCCUUCACGUGAUUCAGCUUCCCCACGCCGGGAGCCGAGGACAAGCCUCGCUGUGCGAGAUGGCUGCCGGCGGCUGCCUCCUUUUUCUCCUUCUGCCCUCGCUGGUCACAGCUUCACACAGCCCUCCUGGCUGUAAGAUCCGGAUUACUUCCAAGGGGCUGGACCUGGUGAAGCAGGAGGGGCUGCGCUUUGUGGAGCAGGAGCUGCAGAACAUCACCGUGUCGGACCUGCAUGGGAGUGAGGGGCAGUUCCAGUACAACAUCAGCCAGGUCAAGGUGACAGACCUGCAGCUGGCCUUUUCAGACCUGAACUUCCAGCCCCAGCAGCACCUUGUCUUCAACAUCAGCAAUGCUUCCAUUAGCCUACGCUUCCGCAGGCAGCUGCUCUACUGGUUCUUCUAUGACAUUGGGUCCAUCAAUGCCUCUGCGGAUGGUGUCCACAUCUACACAGUGCUGCAGCUGGCCAAGGAUGAGGCUGGGCGCCUCAAGAUCUCCAAUAUGACCUGCAGCGCCUCCAUAGCGAGAAUGCACGCUGGCUUCUCUGGCACACUCAGGAAGGUCUAUGAGUUCCUGAGCACCUUCAUUGUCACGGGGAUGCGUUUCCUCCUCAGCCAGCAGAUCUGCCCAUCCCUGGAGCACGCCAGCCUGGUGCUGCUGAACUCUUUGCUGGACACAGUGCCUGUGAGAAACUACGUGGAUGAGCAUAUUGGGAUUGACUACUCCCUCCUACGGGAUCCUUCCAUCACCACUGACACCCUUGAGCUCGACUUCAAGGGCAUGUUCUUCCCCCGGGUGAGAGAGGACCAGGAGCUGGAGAACCACGCGGUGGAGCCGGUGAUCAAGGAGACCGAGCGCAUGGUUUACGUUGCCUUCUCCGAGUAUUUCUUCGAUUCAGCCAUGCACUCGUACUUCCAGGCAGGAGUACUGACCAUAGAGCUCCAGGGGGAGAAGGUGCCCAAGGACCUGGAGGUUUUGCUGAGAGCCACAUUCUUUGGGACUAUCUUCAUGCUGAGCCCUUCUGUGGAUGCUCCGCUGCAGCUGGUGCUGCAGGUCUCUGCUCCCCCACGCUGCACCAUCAAACCCUCAGGGACCUCAGUUUCUGUCUCUGCUUUCCUGAACAUCUCACUGGUGCCCCCGGACCGCCCACCUGUCCAGCUCUCCAGCAUGGCCAUGGAAACCAAGCUGAGUGCCAAGGUGUUUCUGCAAGGGAAGGCGCUGCGUGUGCAGCUGGACCUACGACGCUUUCGCAUCUAUUCCAAGCAGUCAGCGCUGGAGUCGCUUGCGCUGUUCUCACUGCAGGCCCCUCUGAAGACCCUGCUGCAGCUGACCAUCAUGCCCAUCAUUAACGAGAGGACAAAGAAGGGGGUGCAGAUCCCACUGCCCGAAGGCAUGGACUUCACCAGGGAGGUGGUCACCAAUCACGCGGGAUUCCUCACAGUGGGAGCUGAUCUCCACUUCUCCAAGGGGCUGCGGGAGGUGAUUGAGAAAUACCGCCCGGUGCCAACCGGCUCCAGCUCCCAGCCUGCAGAGCCCAGCCUGGAUCCCAGCUCACUCUAGCUCUCCUCCCUGGACCAAGGGCAGAUCCCGGGCUGGACCCGUAGACCGUAGGUAGGAAGCACCUGGUACCACCAGCACAUUGUCAGGGCGUCCAGGCCCCGGUGGGGCACAGCAAGGUGGAGAGGGUGCUCUGGGAAUCCCUGCUGCAGCCCUGCUCAUUACACUAAUAAACCACCUGACUCCAACCA